AUGGAAAGUUCUAAACCAGGGUCAAGUAUGGAUACUGAAACUGUCAUAAGAGUAGAAAAGAGAGCAAAGGACAUUAUUGAUACACUCGAACCUAUAGUGUCGGCCAAAAAAGUCAGAGUAGACCCAAACGUGGAACUUAAGGUUAAAUGUCUGCGAUUCAUGGAGUGUUAUGAGAAGAUGGUAGGAAAUACGUUGAGGAAAGACGAGCAACAUAUGAACAAAUAUCUAAACAUAAAUUUCUCCCAGCAGAUCACAAGCAUAAUAUUUUCAGCGUUCACAAUACUGCGACAGGAGGCCAACGGAAUAGUUGGAGUAAUAGGGUCACAAGCAAAGAUUGGGAAAUUUUACAGCAUUACAAGUAUGGCGCAGCAGAUGAAAAUCAUUUAUGAGGGUGCCCAAAAAAUAGUGAAGAAAGCUGCUACAAAAGAAGGAUUAGAAUUUAAGAAAUUCAACAGAGCAGAGGAAAAUUGGAUUAAUGAGCUUAGGCUAGGUAGGAAUGAUUUCCCAAUUGGCAAGAAUCCGGAUGGAUCAACCAGAGCUUUUCAGGUGCCUAAAUAUGGAUUCAACGGAAUGCACGACGUAUUAUUGAAAGGUUUAACAUAUCCCCCAGAAAAGAGGUCAUUGAUAGCACAAAGUUUGGGAGCUAUGACAGUAUUACUUCUUCAUGUUAAGACGCCACAAAGAUAUCGGCAGAAGUGGACAGCUGCGGCAAAGAAUACUAAAUCACAUACCAGCUAUUGA
Molecule: messenger RNA, 741 nt
Organism: Diabrotica balteata
Lineage: Eukaryota; Metazoa; Arthropoda; Insecta; Coleoptera; Chrysomelidae
Source: the annotation of a GenBank genome assembly